Molecule: messenger RNA, 5499 nt
Organism: Toxorhynchites rutilus septentrionalis
Lineage: Eukaryota; Metazoa; Arthropoda; Insecta; Diptera; Culicidae
Gene: Myc
Product: myc protein
Exons: 3
Coding region: 2379-4451 (690 amino acids)
Biological process (GO): regulation of transcription by RNA polymerase II
Molecular function (GO): protein dimerization activity; DNA-binding transcription factor activity, RNA polymerase II-specific; RNA polymerase II cis-regulatory region sequence-specific DNA binding
Source: RefSeq, a predicted model, not a curated record
CGCACGUGUGUUAUUAUUUAUUUCGUACAUAAAACACAGCAGCAGCGAUUGGGGGGCGAUUGUGUGUUGUGUAUACAAACACACGUUCCGCGGGAGGAAGGCAGGGCGGCCGGCCGGCCGCCUGUGUUGGUGCGCCACGUCUCCCGCGCGUGAACAGCUCCACAACCACAAUAGAGAGGAGAAUACAGAGAACUCCUCUUCAAAUUCCCGGUAUAUUGCAUUAUUAGUGGUGGAACAGUAUUGCUAUGUGGAGUUCUAUUCUAUUGUGUUGUAUUAUUUUUUUUGUUCUUGAGUGCAACACAAUUGAUUGUUCGUUUAGCAGAAAGAUUUUUUUUCUUCUGUUUUUACCCCGAAAGGAGUGUGGAGAAGGGAAAUUCUAAGUGGUUUGGGGCUGCGCGUGUGUGUGUGUAUGUGUGCUCGAUGGGUCACCACCCGGCAACAGUGAGACGCGCUUAUAGCGCUCGUGUAAAGAGAAACGAGCGAACGAACUAUCUCUCUCUCUCGUCACUUCCCCUACCACCACCGCCGCCGCGGUGGUGCACACCAACACACGCACACAGCGCGCUCUCUCUGAGCGGCAAUCAUUCGGGGGGGACCGGCAAACGCGCGAUGCGAUGUGCAAAAAAUGAUGAUGACGAUUCUUUUCUGUUUUGCUUGCGGAGAGUUCUCUAGUGUGCGAAGAGAACGAGAGCGAGAAAAACACGAGAGCGAGAGAGAAUGUGUGCAAGUGUGGUAUGGAAAAAGAUAGUUCGCAGCAAGUCGAAGUUUUAUUGCUACGGAAACCGUGCAUCAGAGUGGUGGGUUUUUCGCUUCGUUCGCUCCGUUUCCUCUAGCUCACUCUCCAUCGGUGCAGUAGUGAGAAUAAGAAGGCAAUCGAAGGAAGAAAAAAGAGUACGAAGAAGAACACACGGUGUAAGAGCGGCGGAAGGCAGCACCGAAGAAAAAGUGUUUAGUGAGCGUGUGUGUGUACUGUAGAGAAAGAGGUCCAAGAAAACGGAGGAAAAAAGUGUUGAUCUCCUGAAGAGAGAGCGCGCGCGGGUCGGAGUGUAUCGGAGUGCGAAAGCCGUCGCCACCACCAGAGUCUCGGGGCGAACAAGUAGCGAAGUUGGGCUCAGUGGCUUUUCAGAUCGCUUCUGAACAGUACGCGUUUGCUCCUCUGCUCUCUCCUUGAGGUAACCAGCAGUAACCAAGAAAAAAAAAUACCGACGCGCGUUCUUUUGGACACUGUUCUUUUUUUUUUAAGUUGAGUUGAGUUGAGUUAUUUCUCUCACUCUCUCUCUAGAAGAAGAAGUGCGAACAUAUACUCUCCGUUUGGUAGUUGAGAUUUUCUUGGCGUCUCCUCCGCAUUCGCUUGCCGGGUCUCUAGCAAACAAGGAAUUCAAUUCUCGGUUGUUCUUGUUCACUUGCCGCGCGGGGAGAUCUAGAAGACUCCCGCUGUGUGUUCUCCGUGUGACAACUUGGUGAAAAUUCCAGCGUUCGCGGACAGUUUACGCGUCGUGCACUGAAUUUUCGGAAGCAGGAAAAAAAACCAAGGCAAUAUUUUUUUCUUGGAAAAAGCCACCUCCAUCUUGUGAAAACUAAAGUGACCUUCCAGCAGCAGAAACAGAAGAAUUUUUGGUGUGAAAGUGGUGGCAAGCAGCAGAGCGCAAGUGAUUCAGGCAAAAAAAAAAACUGGGCUCGUGAGUGUGUCAUGCCGGUACGACUUUUCGGUUUCUCGGUUUCUAAAACGACGCCAUCAAACAAUAAGCCCACUAUCAUUGUUGUGUUUGCCCCCGGCAACAGCAAAACGAUCGCAGCAGCCGCGAAGAAGACUAAAAACACGAACUUGAUCUCCAAGCCAGCAGCAGCAGUAACAGUAACAACAACAGUGGUGAACAAGUUGAAGAACAAUAGGCUGCUACGACGACGAGGACGCCGGCACUUGCAGCAUUGUUGUCGCGUUGUGGUUGUUGUGAAUAAAGCUCCUCGAACAAAAGGCGACGACAGCAAACGAAUAUAGUAGCUUAGCAAGUGAGUGAGUGAGAGUGCACAGUCAGUCAGUCAGUCGCUGGAUUAAUAACACACAAGAGAGUAGUGCGCGCCGAAGAUUUGAUUUUAUUCGGCUCUGAUCGGUAGCGGAAGUAGCAGCGCCGCAGCACUUGUGUGAAAGUGCCCUUUCUUUUGUUCUGCGUGUUGGGACAAUAUUCUCUGACGAAAAAAAAAAAAUACCGGACAGCUACGCGUGAAUAUUUAGAAGAAAGUGUAAGUGUUUCAGUAGUUUUUAGUGUUCGAUUGAAAGGAUACAUCAUCGUCUUUCGAAUUUUUUUUUCCUCAACUUUCGUGGAAGCGCUUGGAUUCGGGAAUAACACACAAGCGCGCACAAUAAAACACAACCCAAGAUGAUUUCAAACAGGCAGGACAUACCCUCCUGCUGGGACGAUACCAACAGUAUCGACACCAACAUCGACUGGGAGAAUGACCUCGGCUUCGAGCUGAUGGAUCUCCCGACGUCCGAAUUCCUGACGAGUGCGGCCGAGCUGGAGCAGACCUACGGCAGUGUGAGCAGCUGUGCGUCCAACGGCUGGGGAUACAAUCCGGCCUCGCCAAAGCUGCAGAUCCGGAACCACGAUUGCAUGUGGUCGGGAACGUGCGUUGAUCAGUCCCAUCCGGGCAAAUUUGGUUGCGGCCAAGAACCGGUCGGAAGCAACAAAUUCAGCACCGUAACAGCGGUCGCCGCGGCCAGCCUCAACAGCAAUGCCGCCGUAAUGACCCAGAAAUCCGUUCUCACCCCGUCCAACAAUUCGGCAAUCAAUAUCAACAAUAACAUCACAGCGAAAGGCGCCGCGGCCGCGUCAACGCUCAGCAAGAUGCCAGCGGCUCAGAUUCCCGCCGGACGAUCGCUUCUGAUCAACCCGAGAGUCAAACAAUCGCACCAACAACAGCAACACAUUAACCGCGUUCCAACGGUUUCCACGGCCGAUUUCCUACGCGAGCGCGAAAGCACCAUCCCGCUGCACAAUCGGCCCGACACGCCGCUCAGUCUGGACGAGGAUCCACCGGAGUUUAAGCACAACAUCGAUCUGGCCACCUGUACCAUCGGAUCCAACCGGUUGAGCCUGACGGGUUCUUCGGGUGCCGGCUCUUCUUCGAGACACCACAGCAGUCACCACCAUAACAAUCACUUCGACGAUCCGUCCUCCUCGCGGAUAAUCAACAUGCUCAAGAUGCAGCUGGAGGACACCGAGAGUGGCAGCUUGCGGACGUUUAUGACCGGUUCGACGGGCGAAAUUGGCUCCCUCACCGAUCUGCUCAAUGAUUUGGAAGAGAUGGACGGUGGGGACAAUGGCGAGGAGGACGAGGAGGAGGAAGAGGAAAGCAACGGGGAAGAAUUGGACUCCGAUACCGACGUUGAGUCUCAUCCCGACAGCAGAAGCAGUUGUAACGAUGGUGGCACAUCGACUGGUGGUGACUUCAGUAGUAGCCAUCAUCAUCACCACCAGGAAGCGCGCCCCUCAUUCUCCUCGUCAUCCGCUUCUUCUUCGUCGUCGUCGUCGUCAUCCUACGAGUACCAGGGAACGCACGUCGGUGACCACAGCUACACACGGCCAAAGAACCGCUACAACCCGAACGAGCUGGGAGUCCAAACGCCGUCCGAUUCCGAAGAAGAAAUCGAUGUCGUCUCGAUAGGCGAGAAGAAUUUGCCCACGAAUCCAACGGCGCGCGAUCGACGCGCUCUGCAGUCCCGCGUAGCGCAUAAAAUCGCCCGCAAGCAGGCGCAGCAAACCCCUGGCAGCAGCAGUAGUGGUGGCUCACAGCACCAUCAUCGUCGCCGUCAUUCGGACGAUGAGUACAGAACCGGAGGAGGACCAAGUACCAGCAAAGCGGGAGCAAUCUCCCACACACCCAACUACCUUACGCCAGCUCCCUCGACCAGCAUCUCCGGAAGCAAUACUCCCCUUCCUGGCGGCAACAGCAGCAGCAGCAACAGUUUCUCAUCGUCGUCUGGCUCCAGCAGUAUAUCCAACCCUCGCAAGCGGCCCAACAAAGAUGACCACCACCGGAACGGCUCCACCAAGAAUGGCGGUCGCCUCCAGCACCAGCACCAGCAGCAUCGCUCCAAAAAGCAACGUCUGCCACCUACCAGCAGCACCGGCGGUAAGAAAAUGCCCUGCGCCGAAUCCUCCGAGGAGCAGGAUACUCUCGAGAAGCGCAACCUCCACAACGAUAUGGAGCGUCAGCGACGGAUCGGGUUGAAAAAUCUCUUCGAGGAACUCAAGCGACAGAUCCCGAAUCUGCGCGACAAGGAGCGAGCACCAAAGGUAAACAUUCUGCGCGAAGCGGCCACCCUCUGCACGCGACUCAGCCGCGAGCAGGAGCAGCUGAACGCCCUGCGGAAACAGCAGCAACGGCUUUACGCCCGCGUGCGACAACUUCGGACCUCGCUGCACACACAGCGCCGGGUAAUGGAUUAGGCUAGUUAAGGGAAGAGCGCGAUGACGAACCCACAGAAUGUUGUUAGACAGUUAGAAACCGACGGAGCGACGACGAUGGCGAAUGAUGACGGACGACGUGGACACUUCUUCCCCUGUGUCAAUGCGAAUCUUUUCGAUUCAAUUGACCAUCAAAAAUUGUCCAAAAAAUUUGACACAAGAGAAAAAGGUCCACUUCGCGUCGAGAGGGAUGGUGGUAAGAGGUGAGUGAGACGUUUUUUUUUUCUAUCAAGUGGAUCAAUCGGAACAGACACUAGCGCCGCCGGCUGGCUCUGGCCGCUCCCCGUUGAUCAUCACUUCCUCGCCAGCCACCCCCGCGCGGUAUGAUACCCUCCAAUCGCGUCGCAAUUAAUUCUAUACUAAGACAGAGUAGUAUAUAUAUAUAUGUUAAACAAAAGUGAAUUUGAAAAUCGACAACGCGUGCACUGUGAAUUAUUUGAGUUGGCCGCGUGCUCGCGUUCUUUUUUUUUAGUAGAGUAAAGCGGGGUUUUUGCAUAUUUACACAAACACUCAAAUUCAAACAGACAAAAAAAUUUAUACUUUUUUUUUCUUCUAGCUUCCCUUUCGUAGAGUUUUCUUAUUUAGAUGUAUGCAAACCCCCCCCCCCCCCCUCAAAUAAUCCCUUUAACAACAACAAACCCUUAAUUCGAUGAUACUAUUACACAAACAUACAAACUUUUAUAAAUGACCACAACAAACACACAUACAAAGUUGAUAGAUGAAGAGAGAGAAAAAGCGAGCGCGAGAGCGAAUGAGAGAUAUAGCAUAGGUAGAAAGAAAGAAAGAGAGAACGCAAGAGAGCGAAAGGAAAUUGUUUCUUAAUUUGUAAGCCUCUUAAUUUUUUUUAUUUGAUACGGAUAGAGUUUUAGUUUCCCGCAUUUGCGCACGGAUCACACUACUAGCAGCAACAGGGAUUAGUAGUGAUCCGAGGAUUUUUUUUCUGUAGAAAAGGCAUUGAAAUGUUGGAUAAGUGCGCCCGCGCGCUCCCGCGAUUGAUUAUAAUAAAUACAAGAACCAUCAUUACAACACA